CCUAUGACGCAUGCGUGUUGCGUAAGUCAGAAGGACGUCUGUCUGGGAGACGACAGAAGGAUAAUCUGGUGAUGGCGAAGUACCUUGUGCAGGCUGUGGUGUUGGGAGUCCAGGUGGUGGGACGAGCCUUCAGCAAAGCCCUGAGACAGGAGUUCCAGAAUGCCCAAAGAGCCCAGCAAGCGGCCGGAGGAGGCAGACAGGGAGCCAAGAGGGCGGCCAGCGACAGCAUGAUGGGCAUUUCUGUACAGGAAGCAAAACAGAUACUGAAUGUUGACAAACUGGACAAAGAACUUGUUGAAAAGAAUUAUGCACACCUUUUUGAUGUGAAUGACAAGAAAAAAGGAGGAUCAUUCUACUUGCAAUCAAAGGUCUAUAGAGCAAAGGAAAGACUGGAUGAGGAGCUGAGACAGGAGGAAGUCAAGUCAACAGAAAAGAAACAGAAGGAAGAUUCCGAGUCAUGACAAUAUGGGGAACUUCAUUGGGGUCAUCAUCAGAGGGUUGGGAGUGGACGUGGCUUGGGAUGUGUUAUUUGAAGGUCACUAGAUCUUCAGGAACUUGGGACUGAACGGGAUAUUGAGAAUCUUGUGUAAAUAUUUGAAGCUCAUGAUGAUGUACAGAACUGUAGAUUGUACAUGUGCAAAGCUCCAUAGAUAGUUACUACAAGUUUUACCUUUGAUCAACAAUUUAGGUUGCCCCUACCCUACCCAACAUUGGAAUGUUUCCUCAGGUGCCAUAGAGCACUGCAGCAAUGAAGUUGUCCAGUGGCCUUGGUUUGCCCACAGUUGCCAAAUUCAAGCUGAGCAGUGAACAUCAAGUUUUCCUUUCAGGAAGGGAAUAUCCAGUUUGAGUGUAUUCUUACCAGAAAGAAUUUAAAAUGCCCAAAAGGUGUUUAAUGAAAUUGUCCUUGGGGGAUUUUCUUGAAGUUGUAACACAUGAUAUAAUAUGUAUUGUCUUUCAUAUGGUAGAUUCUGCCACUGAUUUCCCUAACUGCUAUGUGGAGUAUUUGCAGUAUCACAACAUCUAAAUAUAUUAUAUGUAGGUCAAUGUUCAUAUGAUGUCUACAAGAAUAAAUCAGUUUUAUAUUUA
Molecule: messenger RNA, 1086 nt
Organism: Branchiostoma belcheri (Belcher's lancelet)
Lineage: Eukaryota; Metazoa; Chordata; Leptocardii; Amphioxiformes; Branchiostomatidae
Product: mitochondrial import inner membrane translocase subunit TIM16-like
Exons: 6
Coding region: 72-461 (129 amino acids)
Biological process (GO): protein import into mitochondrial matrix
Cellular component (GO): TIM23 mitochondrial import inner membrane translocase complex
Source: RefSeq, a predicted model, not a curated record